This is a messenger RNA of Trichoderma atroviride IMI 206040, 312 nucleotides long. NCBI's taxonomy places the organism in Eukaryota, Fungi, Ascomycota, Sordariomycetes, Hypocreales, Hypocreaceae. The record is from RefSeq and is a predicted model, not a curated record.
AUGCUCAACAUCAACUCCGAUUACCACGCUGCUGAAGUUAGCAGAUUCGUUGCCCGCGAAGGCAUGAGUCUGCAAAUUGCAUUUACCCACUUCAGCGAUACAGGCAUUGGCAGUGAGGUUAUGGCUGGCGAGAUCAUGUUCAAUGAACUCUCCUCUAAAUUUCAGAACAUACACUGGCGGAGGUGUGAAUAUUUACUCAGCAUCCAAGGCCUCGCCUUGCUUAAGGCCUACUACGGGAAGACUCUUUCAUUGAGUGGUACACAUUAUUGGCGGCACACGCAAGAAUCUAAUUGUAUAAAUGGCUAUUACUGA